AGUCGCAGUCGCAGUCGCAGUUGCAGGCUUGCAGCAAGCCACUGUCCAUCGUCCACCAAACAUCUUCCACUACGUUGGAAUGGUUCAAAUUCCGUUGUCUUCACACCCAACCCAGAAACAGAAGUUAGCGUACUCCCGUGGGUAUUUCUACUUCUCUAUAUUUCCCUAGUUUCAAUGCCUUCAAAAACCAAGAAACACUCGAAGACAGCUUCAUCAAAGUUCUCACACUCUGACCAGACUUCGCCUUCAUCAUCCUCAAAUUUGACGCCAAACCCAGAUGUUGAAUUCAGUGAAGAAGACCUCUUGUCCGCUCUAGAUGAAGCUUCCUUGAAAUACCCAUCUCUUAUUGGGAAAACUGCAGUUAUUGGCAGAGUCACAGAGGAUGUUGGUGAGGUUGUGGAUUCCAAAGGCUGCAAGAUUUGGCUUUCUCAGUCUUCUAUGGUGGCUUCUUCCAUCAGCCCCGGGUCCACCGUAUCCGUUUCCCUCACUUAUUCGGGAAAGAAAAUGUCAAGUAACUUGCCUCUCAGCUCUUUGCCAGAUGAAUGUGCUAGACAUUUUGGGUUUGCCUCUACGGAUUUAAUGGCUAAUGAAGCGGGAAACUACUUUGUUCUAGCAACUGUGUUUCCCUCUUGUAAGGUUUUGAAAAAUGGAGUGCGACUGUCGUCAAGCCUUUCGUGUAUGAUGGGUUUUCCUGCUUCAGGCAGAAUUGUAUUUAUUUAUCCUGUUCACAGUCAAUCUGUAGAAGGACUUUUAGAUGAGAAUAUCAAGUCACGUAUUACUGCAGCUAGUUGCUUCUCAUUAUACGACUGCAAGGAAUUAUAUUUAUC
Messenger RNA from Ilex paraguariensis (yerba mate), 827 nucleotides. Lineage: Eukaryota; Viridiplantae; Streptophyta; Magnoliopsida; Aquifoliales; Aquifoliaceae. The record is from the annotation of a GenBank genome assembly.